Molecule: messenger RNA, 1251 nt
Organism: Dendrobium catenatum
Lineage: Eukaryota; Viridiplantae; Streptophyta; Magnoliopsida; Asparagales; Orchidaceae
Product: uroporphyrinogen-III synthase, chloroplastic
Exons: 11
Coding region: 94-1080 (328 amino acids)
Biological process (GO): uroporphyrinogen III biosynthetic process
Cellular component (GO): chloroplast
Molecular function (GO): uroporphyrinogen-III synthase activity
Source: RefSeq, a predicted model, not a curated record
UGGCGGACAUGUAUUUCAUCCCAUCAGAGUCCCAAGCGUGGGUUUUGCUUUGCUUGGAGAAGACGGGCAAACACCACCGUCCCGCCCGUUUCCAUGGCUUAUACGUGUUCUCUGUCCUCCCUGCUUCUCUCUCCUGUUCCUAAUAUCACUCUUCUCCCUUCUUCCUUUUCUUCUUCUUCUCUCCCCUUUCCAAGGCGCUCGCUUUUGUCGGUGAUGAAGUUUCGUGCCUUCGCCUCAGCUUCCGCUCCCUCAUCAUGCCCGACGCCCGAUGUCGUUGUCACCAGAGAGCAGGGGAAGAAUGCCAAGCUUAUUGAUGCUCUAGCGAAGCUUAACAUCCAUUGUCUUGAAGUUCCUCUUGUUAAGCACACACAAGGGCCUGACUUGAAUAAGCUUUCAUCUCUAUUGAAGGAUGUUAUAUUUGAUUGGAUUGUCAUUACUUCUCCAGAAGCUGGUUUGGUCUUCCUUGAAGCAUGGAACUACAAAUGCCUCAUGCUGGAUCUGGUGCUUAUCUAUCUAGUUAGGGCUGCCAGAUGUCCUAAAGUAAGAAUUGGAGUGGUUGGAGCUGGCACAGCAAGUGUCUUUCAUGAGAUUUUACUGUCACGUGAAAAAACUCUUGAGAUUGCAUUUUCCCCUUCAAAAGCUACAGGCAAAGUGUUAGCAGCAGAGCUUCCAAAUGAUGGCGACAGCACUUGUAAAGUCCUAUAUCCUGCAUCUGUAAAGGCUGGAAACGAAAUUGAGGAAGGUCUGACGGAUAGAGGAUUUAAGGUCACCAGGCUGAAUACUUACAGCACCGAACCUGUUCAAGAGGUUGACCACGCUGUUUUGAAGCAAGCACUUUCUGCUCCUGUUCUGGCCGUAGCUUCUCCUUCUGCCAUCCGUGCUUGGAUUAAUCUUGUUCCAAAGUCAGAGAGCUGGGACAAAUCUGUUGCUUGCAUUGGUCAAACAACAGCUUUGGCUGCAAAGAAAUUAGGCCUGAAGAACGUAUAUUAUCCUGACAACCCAGGUCUUGAUGGGUGGGUUGAAAGUAUUCUUGAGGCCCUGAGAAUGCAUGAAAAAGUAGAAAAGGCCCUUACCUGCUGACCAGAUGCAUCCAAGGAAUGUAGGCUUCUCUUCACCCCAAUGUGCUGCGUCUCAGAAUUUGGUUUAGGUUCAUUUCUUCCCUUCAACUUAAGCUGCAAUAACAUUUUCCUCUAAAACUUCAAGAAAUCUUAAUAGAUAGUUUCUUAUAGAAAAUGUGCUAGUUUUUUUUUU